Schistocerca americana (American grasshopper) is the source of this 831-nucleotide messenger RNA. RefSeq lists its product as uncharacterized. The transcript is spliced from 6 exons. Bases 1 to 798 code for a protein of 265 amino acids. The record is from RefSeq and is a predicted model, not a curated record. Lineage: Eukaryota; Metazoa; Arthropoda; Insecta; Orthoptera; Acrididae.
AUGGCACAGAAUAAGGCGUUCGCCUCGGUGGCAUUAACGGCCAUUGUGCUGGCGCUUCUUACUCAGGGAAGCAGCGCAGGGCCCAAGAAGUACGACUCCCACAGCACGAAGCAGCCGGUGGAGCAGGUGGACCAGCAGGCGAUGGAGAGCCAGGGCGUGGCCUCAGUGUCAGCACAGGACCCAGAAGCGCGCUUCGGCUUCGCCACCACCGGGCUGGGAGCGGUGGGUGCCACUAGUCUCCUACCUACGGUUGGCAGCACGCUGCGACUCGACCUGGGCGGCGUGCUCCUGGGGGCGGCGCUGGGCUUCGGCGUGGUGCUGUUGCUGCCCAAGCUGCUGCACGUGCUCGACGUCCAGCCGCACUCCUACCACGGCUACGACGGCGGCUACCACAGGAGUGAGGAGGGCUCGGCCGCUGCCGCCACGGACAUGGCACUCUCGCUGCUGUCUCGGGUGGACGCGGCGCUCUCGCGCCACCACGUGGACUCGGCCGCCUGCGUGCAGCGCGCCGUCUGCUCGCAAAUCCGCAACUCCGGGCAGCGCGUGGCGGCGGGCGACGCCUCCGCCUGGGAUGAGGCUAUCGCACAGAUGUCCAGUAACUCGUUGACAAGCUUUUUGCUGGACGGAACGAGCAUCAAGCAGGCGGUGGAGCUGGGUAGAGAAGGUGGUAACUGCGAGGCAAAGUUCGCGCGUUGCUCGCUCAGCAAGGAGGCGCUGAUGGCAGCGGUGCGAGGAUUACUGCCAGAACCAGAGCCCCAGCAGGCCACGCAGCCGUCACCUGUGCGCAGGCGCAAGUAGAGGCUGAAACUCGGAAACAGCUCACACGCAGAC